UGAAAAUGGAAAAUUCCAAAAAAGAAAAACCCUCAAAACCUCAAAAAUCCCCUUCAGAACCUUCUAAAUCUCUCCCUCCAGAAGAAUACAAAAUUAGUACGCUACUGAAGUCUUGCCCCGAUGUACCUGAACCUGCUUUAGCCAUAAUCUCCUCUCAAAAUGCCCACAUAGAAUCCUUAAACACCCAAAUCUCUUCCCUCACCUCUUCAGUACAAAAACUUGAAUCCUUCCUUGAGCGACAACUCAACUUCAACGAACAACUAAUCACCGAGAAAGCCCAACUCAAGUGCGAAGCCUUAUCCAAAAAAUCAGAUUUAGAGAAAUAAAAUUAAAACAGAAACAGCCAAAGCUAUGGAACCUCUUAUUGAGAGUAUGAUUAGUAAGCAUAAUGAAGAAAAGAAGAAGCUCAAGAGAGAAUUUGACCUUAAAUUAGCCAAAACGAUAGAGAAGAUGAAUGAAGAGAAGUUGCAAGCUGUUAUUCAGGAAAGACAACUGUGGGAAAUUUGGAAGAAGAGAUUUGAAAAUGAUAGUUAA
Moneuplotes crassus is the source of this 534-nucleotide messenger RNA. NCBI's taxonomy places the organism in Eukaryota, Ciliophora, Spirotrichea, Euplotida, Euplotidae. The record is from the annotation of a GenBank genome assembly.